AUGGCGAAAACUGUCAACACGGCAUUCGGUGUUCAGAAUGUUGCAGAAGUAGUGUGUUCUUUCUUUAAUAUUGUGACAAACUUAUACAUUACGCUGGUCCACUUCCUGGGAGAUAGGGCACUGUCGUGUGGUGAAUCGACUGGACUGGUUCUGCUGGACUGCCUACCGUGGUCGGUGUUGUCAGUGUGGCGGCUCGUCAGCAUAGCGCAGAGCAGCGACGCCGUGGUCCAGGAGGCCAACCGCACGGAGCAGCUGGUGAACAGGUUGCUGCUGCUGCUGCCAUCUGCAGGGGAGCACCGUGGGCUGCACACCAGCCUGCAGAGGUUCGCCCACCAGCUGGGCAGCCGUGGGCUCACCAACAGCGCGGCCGGACUCUUCACCAUCGACAGGUCGCUGCUGACCAGCUGUGUGGCCGCCAUCACCACCUACCUCGUCAUCCUCGUCCAGUUUGGCCUCCCAGACGCUAGUAGACAAGCGAACGAUGUACGAAGCUGUUAA
This is a messenger RNA of Schistocerca gregaria, 498 nucleotides long. RefSeq names its product putative gustatory receptor 28b. Bases 1 to 498 code for a protein of 165 amino acids. The record is from RefSeq and is a predicted model, not a curated record. The transcript has a single exon. Gene Ontology annotation, cellular component: membrane; axon; neuronal cell body. Gene Ontology annotation, biological process: sensory perception of taste. Lineage: Eukaryota; Metazoa; Arthropoda; Insecta; Orthoptera; Acrididae.